GCAGAUCAGUAGCUUCCUCAAACUCUGUAGAUGGGACCAGAGCCAUGCAGCCCCACCCCAACUCGGAGCUGGCCAUUGGCAGACCAGGUCAGAGUCAGGCUAAGGAGGCCAUCCUUCCCCCUGGGCUCCAGCGACCCCAACCGGGUUCACUCACCCCACCCCUCCAGCUGUUUGCCAGCUACGUGGAAUGCCUCCUCUGCGCCUGCGCCACCUGGAUCCGGGUCAGGUCCAUUUAGUCUGAGGGAAGGAAGAACAGAUUAUCUGCUGCCCUUCCCGUCCUCCUCCGCCUGGUGGCGCUAUUUUUGUCGCCCAGAUGGUAUAGCCCAGUCCUGGGACACAAUCGGGACGCUUUUCCCGGGCACAAACUUAUCGAGUUGAGUUCUGCAUCUAUUCCCUUCCGAUGAGGAAGCGUUUCCGGCAGCGCUUUCCGCUCAAACGAAGCGACACUGCAGUGUUGGGACAAGGGGAAUGUUUCCUUCCGGGCCGGCGGGAAUCACGAAGCAGGAAGACGAUGGUGGCUUCCGUGCUGUGGAGGAGAGUCUACUCUAGCGGCGGAGCUGCCGCUGUUGCGGGAGGAGAAGGAGCAAGCCCCACCGGGGCCGUGGCCAAGAGGGGCGUGUGGGAACGACUAGGCGCCUGGGUCCGCGGGCUCCUGCAUGACUACGGCGAGGCGUGCACAGACGCGGCGGCGGCGGCGCGGGAGCGGCCCAUACGGGCGGUGCUGUAUGCGGGCCUGCUGGGCGGUGCAGCUGCCUGCGCCCUCGGGGCUCCGGAGGAGCCGUCCUUUGAGGAAGCACUGCUGGACGCGUCCGGGACCCUGCUUCUGCUUGCCCCCGGCACCCGCAACCCUGGCUCGGAAGCGCACGUGCAGCGGCUACUGUGGCUGCGGGGCCAGGGCCGGCUUCGCCACUGCAGCCUAGGCCUGUGCUCGUUGCUCUACGAGGCUCCCUACGACCCCGAGGCCAGUCUCUACCAGGCGCGCUGCCGCCACCUGCAGCCGCGCUGGGCCGAUUUCCCAGGCCGCGUGCUUGACGUGGGCUUCCUGGGCAGCUGGUGGGUGUUGCGUUCCAAGAUGCGCGAUUUCGAUAUCAACGACGAAGAAUUUCGCCACCUGCCGCCCCACCUCCGCACCAUGGCGGAGCACCAGUUGCGCUCGGAGACCAAUGAGCGGCUCUUCGACCAGAAAUAUCUGCCUGUGGUGCUCACCGAGGACCAGGUGGACCAGGCCCUGUGGGAGGAGCACAUUCUUCAGAAAGAGAAAAAAGACAAGUUGAUUCUGAGCGAAGUCGCCCCUAAGGAAAUCGAGGCCCAGGUGGCUGCCAGGUGAAGCCUCCCCCAGCCGCCUCUGAGGGCAGGGGCCUCCAAAUGACUGAGCUUUUCCAUUGCCUUCUUGCUCGUUGGCUAAGGGAGGGAGCUUUAGUGAAAUAAACUAUUUUUUCUCUCUUC
Gracilinanus agilis (Agile Gracile Mouse Opossum) is the source of this 1446-nucleotide messenger RNA. RefSeq names its product translocase of inner mitochondrial membrane 29 (gene TIMM29). The transcript has 3 exons. Gene Ontology annotation, cellular component: TIM22 mitochondrial import inner membrane insertion complex. The coding region runs from base 401 to 1327 and encodes 308 amino acids. Lineage: Eukaryota; Metazoa; Chordata; Mammalia; Didelphimorphia; Didelphidae. The record is from RefSeq and is a predicted model, not a curated record. Gene Ontology annotation, biological process: protein insertion into mitochondrial inner membrane.